This is a messenger RNA of Oncorhynchus kisutch (coho salmon), 11937 nucleotides long. Its product is annotated as IgGFc-binding protein. The transcript has 23 exons. Lineage: Eukaryota; Metazoa; Chordata; Actinopteri; Salmoniformes; Salmonidae. Bases 46 to 10935 code for a protein of 3629 amino acids. Gene Ontology annotation, molecular function: protein binding. The record is from RefSeq and is a predicted model, not a curated record. Gene Ontology annotation, cellular component: extracellular matrix.
UUUUUUCCCAUGUCAUUUGUUGACUGUACAUUUUAGUUUCCAGCCAUGGGGACAACUUUCGAGCUUUGUGUGGCUGUCAGCCUAUUCAUAGUGGUCAGUGGAUCAUGCCCAGUGGGGCGGGAGUUCAUUACUGCCUUUAUGCCUAACUAUUUGCUGAGCUACCAUGAUGAUCAGAGUCUUCAACUGGCCAUAACCACACAGGAUUAUCCAGCCAUUGUUCAAAUUCAGGUCAAUGCAAUCGGUUUCUCCACCUCAGUGAAAAUAGAUAAACAGAACACCAAAUGGAUCGCCAUACCUGGUAACGCUGAAAUUGGGGGUCCAGGAGCUUCCACCAAAACAGUGCAGGUCACCUCCAACUCUGACAUCUCAGUGGUGGCCUUCAACUACAAGUUCUCAACCGGAGACAGCAGUGUGGUCUAUCCAACUGACCAGCUGGGUACUGACUAUGUGGUCUUCACCCCCGAUGAGGGCCCAAGCAACAUGCACAAGCUUAUGUCUAUUGUCAAUGGCAAAGAGCCCAACAAGAUCACAAUCAUCCCUGUCUCCAACAUAAAUCUCAGUGGCGUGGAUUCCUGGAAGCAAAGACAGGCGGUGAUUGUUACCAUGGACCCAUACCAGGUCUACCUCUACCAAAGCUACACCACUUUCACUGGGACCAGGGUCAAAGCCAAGUUCCCUGUGGCAGUCCUGGGGGGACACGAGUGCGUUGCAGAUGGAGGCCGCUGCAAUCACGUCUACGAACAACUGCUACCAGUACAGAGCCUCUCCACCAAUUACCUGGUUCCUUCCAUGCACAUGUCCAAUUCAACAGACUUUGUAAACAUUGUGGCCUCAGAGGACAACACUCUAGUGAAGAUCUUUGAGGGAAAGGUAUCCACUGCUAAAGAGCUGAAAGCGGGGCAGGCGUAUGUGGUUUCUGUCCAACCCAAAUAUCCGCUGAUCAUCAAAAGUGAUAAGAAGGUCAUGGUGAUGUACUUCAGCAACAACAAGCCCUACGAUCCGUUCCUCACCAACAUCCUCCCAACGUCUGAUCUGGCCAACGAGUGGUCGGUGGACACGCAGAGCAAAUUCGAGAGCACAUUGGUCAUUGUCUCAGAGAGGGAAGGGAUCAACACCGUUAAAGUCUGUGAGAAAAAUACAUGUGUGAAAUCUCUCCAAUGGACAUUAUUCAACUCAGACCCUAAGUACAUGUGGGUAAAUAUUCCAUUGGGAGAGCAGCAACAGCAUUUCUCCAUCAAAGGCGACUCCCUCAUGGCUGUUUACGUUUAUGGUGGCAUGCCAAGAGACGGCUACGCUACAACAGGAGUAUGUUCCAAAGGCACUGCCCCACCCACUCUACCACCAGACCCCUGUGAGAAAGUCAAAUGCAGAGAAAAAGAAGAAUGUACAAAGGGGGUUUGUGUCCACAUCUCCAAAGCAACAUGCAGGGCUGUGGGGGACCCCCACUACCUCACCUUUGAUGGGGAGCGGUUUGACUUCCAGGGCACCUGCUCUUACAUCAUGGCCACGGUUGUUAAAUCUGAACCUGGUCUCAUCCCGUUCACUGUCCUGACCAAGAACAACCACAGAGGGAACAAGAGGGUGUCUUUCGUGAGGAAAGUCUCAGUCACAGUCUAUGGGUUGACUGUUGUGAUCAGCACGCAUAAAGGAAAGGUUGAAGUGAAUGGUGAGAAUGUCUACCUGCCUGUCACCCUGGCCGGAGGAAACCUAACGGUGGUGUAUAGUGGCAGCUAUGCUGUUCUGAAGACAAACUUUGGCCUGAAGGUUAUGUACGACUGGAACAUGAAGUUCUACAUCACUGUCCCCAGCAGCUACUUCCGCACCCUGGGUGGGCUCUGUGGGAACUACAACGGGGAUCACAACGACGAGUUCACUAACCCCAAAGGUAACAAGGAACCCACAGUGGUGAAGUUUGCCCAGAGCUGGAGAACUGAAGAUGGCGACUUGUUCUGUCAUGAUGACUGCCAAGGGGAAUGUCCUAUCUGCACUCCGGCUCUCCAACAGAAAUACAAGGGAGAAAAGUUAUGUGGUCUCUUGGCCAAAAAAGAUGGCCCAUUCGCAAGCUGCCACAAGGUCCUGGACCCAGGCGUGUUCAUGGACAACUGUGUCUAUGACGUCUGCAUCAAUAAAGGCAUCUAUCAGUUCCUCUGUGAGAACAUGAAAAGCUACAAUGAUGCCUGCUUGGCUGAGGGGGUCAAAAUUAGCCCUGAGUGGAGGACAAUCACUGCAUGCCCACUGGAAUGUCCAUCAAACAGCUACUACGAGGCGUGUGGCACAGCUUGCCCUGCAUCUUGUUCAGAUCUAGAUGCCGAAGCAAAGUGCAAGGAACCCUGUGUGGAGACCUGUCAAUGCAACAAGGGCUUUGUCCUCAGUGGAGACAAAUGCAUCUCCAAGGAGAGCUGUGGCUGCUCUUAUGAAGGACGAUACUACCCGUCUGGAAUGAAGUUCUGGGAAGAUGACAAAUGCACAAAGCAGUGUGAAUGCAAUCCAGCAACAGCCAAGGUUGAAUGCAAAGCAACAGCAUGCAAGAAAUCAGAGGUGUGUGGCCUGCAGAGUGGUAAGAGAGAUUGUUACCCAACAUCUUAUGCCACCUGCCAAGGUUCAGGCGACCCCCACUACCGCACGUUUGAUGGCAAGAGGUUCAACUUCCAGGGAACGUGUACUUACGUUCUCUCCAAAUUGGUCAGCAAAGACGACAGAUCUCUGGCACCUUUUGAGGUGCUUGUAAAGAAUCAGAAUAGGGGGAGGAACACGGCAGUGUCUUACACAAAGACAGUCACCAUCACUGUCUUCAGAAACAUCAUCAUCAUGAGUCGGGACAACCCUGGUAAAGUAUUGGUCAACAACCAGUAUGUGAACUUGCCAUUUGAUGUAGAAGACGGCCAACUGUCCAUCUUCCGCAGUGGGUAUUUCGGGGUGGUGAAGACCAAAUUUGGCCUGACACUGAAGUUCAACUGGAACAGCCACGUCUCCCUAACCCUCCCCAGCUCCUACUCAGACCUCAUCGGAGGGCUCUGCGGAAACUGGAAUGGCCAACGGAAUGACAAUCUCCUCAAACCAGACAGGAGCCCUGCUAACACCCCAACAGUAUUCGGGGACAGCUGGAAAGUGGGGAACGACCCUGGCUGCUCCAGCGACUGUGACGGCAAGAAGUGCCCCACCUGUGACCACAGCCUGAUGCUUGAUUACCAAACAGGGAAAUAUUGUGGCAGGAUCACAGACAAAAAUGGUCCGUUCAAGUACUGCCACGCCAAGGUGGACCCCAGAGAGUACUAUGAGGACUGUGUGUUUGAUUUGUGUAUGUACCGUGGCCAUGCCUCUGCCCUCUGUAACGCCCUCAGCACCUACACCACCGCCUGCCAGGAUGCCACUGCCAAGGUGGAACAGUGGAGGUCGGACAGCUUCUGUCCGUCUUCCUGUAAGACCAACAGCCACUAUGAGGUGUGUGCCUCAGGCUGCCCCCAGACCUGCAGCGGCCUCGAUGAGCCUGAGAGCUGUGGGAACUCCCUGUGCACUGAGGGAUGUGUCUGUGACGAAGGGUUCAUACUGAGCGACAGCGAGUGUGUGCUGCUGGCUGAAUGUGGCUGCGUUCACCAAGGCCAGUACUACCAGAUGGGCCAGGUGUUCUUCCCCAACGGCCAGUGCAAAGAGCGCUGUGUGUGUAACAAGGAUGGAGACGUGGAGUGUAAUGUAAAGUUUGCCUGUGGUCCCAGUGAGAAGUGCCAGGUCCAAGACGGGGUGCAGGCCUGUGUACCCAUGAGCACGGGCACUUGCCAUGUGAGCGGGGCCAGGAGAUUCCACUCGUUCGAUGGCAGCUGCUUCGGCCUACACGGGGACUGUGUGUACAAAAUGUCAGAGGUUGUGGAGAAAGACGGAUCGAUGGCUCCAUUUGUUGUAUCAGUGCAGCAGUUGACCAAGAUGGAUGAUGCAAUGGUCACCAGGAGGGUUGACAUACAGGCCUACAAAUACAAGAUAUCUAUGUCUCCCAGAGUUAUAUGGGAAAUAAUGGUGGAUGAUGUUGCAACAAAUCUCCCACUGUCACUCGGAGAUGGAAAGGUCAGGGCCUACCAGAACGGCAUUAACAUCGUCGUGGUAACAGACUUUGGCUUGAUGGUGACCUACGACACCGUUGCUGGCGCCAUCAUACAGCUUCCAUCCAUUUACAAAGGUGUUACCGGUGGUCUCUGUGGCAACUAUAAUGACAAGAAGGAGGAUGACUUCCUGCUGCCCAGUGGGUUGCAGGAGCCGUCUGUGGAGAAGUUUGCAGCGGGGUGGUUGGUGGUUCAGGAAGGGGUCAAAUGUCAGACAGGAUGUGACGGUGGCUUGAAGUGUCCUCCCACCAGUGGACCCCCGCCGGCUUGUAGCAUCAUGAAGUCAACCAAGGGUCCAUUUGCCCAAUGCCAUGCUGUUGUGCCACCACAAGAGCACUUUGAGGAGUGCAUGAAGGAGGGAGAGGGUGGGGAUGCCCUGUGCCGCCACUUACAGACAUAUGUGACUUUCUGUCAGGUAUCCGGUGGCCUUGUCAGCAGCUGGAGAUCUGACCAGUUUUGUCCUCUGACGUGUCCAGCUAACAGUCACUAUGAGUUGUGUGCCGACACCUGUUCUUCUACCUGUUACUCUCUCAGCGAGUCUCCAAAAUGCCCACUAUGCCAGGAGGGCUGCCAGUGUGACGAUGGCUUUGUGUUUGAUGGUGGCAAGUGUGUCCUACUGGAGAACUGUGGCUGUGUGGUUGAUGGACACUAUUACAAGUCUGGCCAGUCUGUGAUCCUGGGAAACUGUUCUGAGACCUGCAGCUGUGCCGCAGGAGUGUUCACCUGCAAGAACUCCCAGUGCAAAGAGGGUCAGAAAUGUGGGAUGAAGAAUGGAGUCAUGGACUGCUACAGCAUAGACCCCUGUGAGGACACUGAGUGCCGUGAGAAAGAAAACUGUGUGGUGAUGAACAAUAAGGCGAUAUGUGUGGCCCAGUCCAAGGCCACCUGCAGGGCUGUGGGGGACCCCCACUACCUCACCUUUGAUGGGGAGCGGUUUGACUUCCAGGGCACCUGCUCUUACGUCAUGGCCACGGUUGUUAAAUCUGAACCUGGCCUCAUCCCGUUCACUGUCCUGACCAAGAACAACCACAGAGGGAACAAGAGGGUGUCUUUCGUGAGGAAAGUCUCAGUCACGGUCUAUGGGCUGACUGUUGUGAUCAGCACGCAUAAAGGGAAGGUUGAGGUGAAUGGUGAGAAUGUCUACCUGCCUGUCACCCUGGCCGGAGGAAACCUAACGGUGGUGUAUAGUGGCAGCUAUGCUGUUCUGAAGACAAACUUUGGCCUGAAGGUUAUGUACGACUGGAACAUGAAGUUCUACAUCACUGUCCCCAGCAGCUACUUCCGCACCCUGGGUGGGCUCUGUGGGAACUACAACGGGGAUCACAACGACGAGUUCACUAACCCCAAAGGUAACAAGGAACCCACAGUGGUGAAGUUUGCCCAGAGCUGGAGAACUGAAGAUGGCGACUUGUUCUGUCAUGAUGACUGCCAAGGGGAAUGUCCUAUCUGCACUCCGGCUCUCCAACAGAAAUACAAGGGAGAAAAGUUAUGUGGUCUCUUGGCCAAAAAAGAUGGCCCAUUCGCAAGCUGCCACAAGGUCCUGGACCCAGGCGUGUUCAUGGACAACUGUGUCUAUGACGUCUGCAUCAAUAAAGGCAUCUAUCAGUUCCUCUGUGAGAACAUGAAAAGCUACAAUGAUGCCUGCUUGGCUGAGGGGGUCAAAAUUAGCCCUGAGUGGAGGACAAUCACUGCAUGCCCACUGGAAUGUCCAUCAAACAGCUACUACGAGGCGUGUGGCACAGCUUGCCCUGCAUCUUGUUCAGAUCUAGAUGCCGAAGCAAAGUGCAAGGAACCCUGUGUGGAGACCUGUCAAUGCAACAAGGGCUUUGUCCUCAGUGGAGACAAAUGCAUCUCCAAGGAGAGCUGUGGCUGCUCUUAUGAAGGACGAUACUACCCGUCUGGAAUGAAGUUCUGGGAAGAUGACAAAUGCACAAAGCAGUGUGAAUGCAAUCCAGCAACAGCCAAGGUUGAAUGCAAAGCAACAGCAUGCAAGAAAUCAGAGGUGUGUGGCCUGCAGAGUGGUAAGAGAGAUUGUUACCCAACAUCUUAUGCCACCUGCCAAGGUUCAGGCGACCCCCACUACCGCACGUUUGAUGGCAAGAGGUUCAACUUCCAGGGAACGUGUACUUACGUUCUCUCCAAAUUGGUCAGCAAAGACGACAGAUCUCUGGCACCUUUUGAGGUGCUUGUAAAGAAUCAGAAUAGGGGGAGGAACACGGCAGUGUCUUACACAAAGACAGUCACCAUCACUGUCUUCAGAAACAUCAUCAUCAUGAGUCGGGACAACCCUGGCAAAGUAUUGGUCAACAACCAGUAUGUGAACUUGCCAUUUGAUGUAGAAGACGGCCAACUGUCCAUCUUCCGCAGUGGGUAUUUCGGGGUGGUGAAGACCAAAUUUGGCCUGACACUGAAGUUCAACUGGAACAGCCACGUCUCCCUAACCCUCCCCAGCUCCUACUCAGACCUCAUCGGAGGGCUCUGCGGAAACUGGAAUGGCCAACGGAAUGACAAUCUCCUCAAACCAGACAGGAGCCCUGCUAACACCCCAACAGUAUUCGGGGACAGCUGGAAAGUGGGGAACGACCCUGGCUGCUCCAGCGACUGUGACGGCAAGAAGUGCCCCACCUGUGACCACAGCCUGAUGCUUGAUUACCAAACAGGGAAAUAUUGUGGCAGGAUCACAGACAAAAAUGGUCCGUUCAAGUACUGCCACGCCAAGGUGGACCCCAGAGAGUACUAUGAGGACUGUGUGUUUGAUUUGUGUAUGUACCGUGGCCAUGCCUCUGCCCUCUGUAACGCCCUCAGCACCUACACCACCGCCUGCCAGGAUGCCACUGCCAAGGUGGAACAGUGGAGGUCGGACAGCUUCUGUCCGUCUUCCUGUAAGACCAACAGCCACUAUGAGGUGUGUGCCUCAGGCUGCCCCCAGACCUGCAGCGGCCUCGAUGAGCCUGAGAGCUGUGGGAACUCCCUGUGCACUGAGGGAUGUGUCUGUGACGAAGGGUUCAUACUGAGCGACAGCGAGUGUGUGCUGCUGGCUGAAUGUGGCUGCGUUCACCAAGGCCAGUACUACCAGAUGGGCCAGGUGUUCUUCCCCAACGGCCAGUGCAAAGAGCGCUGUGUGUGUAACAAGGAUGGAGACGUGGAGUGUAAUGUAAAGUUUGCCUGUGGUCCCAGUGAGAAGUGCCAGGUCCAAGACGGGGUGCAGGCCUGUGUACCCAUGAGCACGGGCACUUGCCAUGUGAGCGGGGCCAGGAGAUUCCACUCGUUCGAUGGCAGCUGCUUCGGCCUACACGGGGACUGUUUGUACAAAAUGUCAGAGGUUGUGGAGAAAGACGGAUCGAUGGCUCCAUUUGUUGUAUCAGUGCAGCAGUUGACCAAGAUGGAUGAUGCAAUGGUCACCAGGAGGGUUGACAUACAGGCCUACAAAUACAAGAUAUCUAUGUCUCCCAGAGUUAUAUGGGAAAUAAUGGUGGAUGAUGUUGCAACAAAUCUCCCACUGUCACUCGGAGAUGGAAAGGUCAGGGCCUACCAGAACGGCAUUAACAUCGUCGUGGUAACAGACUUUGGCUUGAUGGUGACCUACGACACCGUUGCUGGCGCCAUCAUACAGCUUCCAUCCACUUACAAAGGUGUUACCGGUGGUCUCUGUGGCAACUAUAAUGACAAGAAGGAGGAUGACUUCCUGCUGCCCAGUGGGUUGCAGGAGCCGUCUGUGGAGAAGUUUGCAGCGGGGUGGUUGGUGGUUCAGGAAGGGGUCAAAUGUCAGACAGGAUGUGACGGUGGCUUGAAGUGUCCUCCCACCAGUGGACCCCCGCCGGCUUGUAGCAUCAUGAAGUCAACCAAGGGUCCAUUUGCCCAAUGCCAUGCUGUUGUGCCACCACAAGAGCACUUUGAGGAGUGCAUGAAGGAGGGAGAGGGUGGGGAUGCCCUGUGCCGCCACUUACAGACAUAUGUGACUUUCUGUCAGGUAUCUGGUGGCCUUGUCAGCAGCUGGAGAUCUGACCAGUUUUGUCCUCUGACGUGUCCAGCUAACAGUCACUAUGAGUUGUGUGCCGACACCUGUUCUUCUACCUGUUACUCUCUCAGCGAGUCUCCAAAAUGCCCACUAUGCCAGGAGGGCUGCCAGUGUGACGAUGGCUUUGUGUUUGAUGGUGGCAAGUGUGUCCUACUGGAGAACUGUGGCUGUGUGGUUGAUGGACACUAUUACAAGUCUGGCCAGUCUGUGAUCCUGGGAAACUGUUCUGAGACCUGCAGCUGUGCCGCAGGAGUGUUCACCUGCAAGAACUCCCAGUGCAAAGAGGGUCAGAAAUGUGGGAUGAAGAAUGGAGUCAUGGACUGCUACAGCAUAGACCCCUGUGAGGACACUGAGUGCCGUGAGAAAGAAAACUGUGUGGUGAUGAACGAUAAGGCGAUAUGUGUGGCCCAGUCCAAGGCCUACUGCUGGUUGUUCGGUGACCCUCACUAUAGCACGUUCGAUGGCCAGCCCUUCUCCUUCAUGGGUACCUGCUCCUACAUUCUGGUGAAUACGACAGGCAAAGAUCCCUCCCUGCCUCAGUUCAGCAUCCAGACUAAGAACGAGCCGCGCGUCAACUCCAAAGGCUCCUUCCUCAAGUCAGCCAACAUAGACCUGAGUGGUCACAGGAUCACCAUUCUCAGUGGCCAAAGAGGGACAGUGGAGAUUGAUGGCAUUAGGUCUGACCUCCCUGUGAGUUUGGAGUCUGGCAACAUCAGAAUCACGGAGUCUGGUAUCCAAGGGACCAUCCAGACAGAUGUUGGCCUGAAGAUCACUUUUGACUGGACCGCCUUCUUCAUGGUGACCAUCAGCAGCAGUUACUACGACAACCUCGGUGGCAUUUGUGGCAACUACAAUGGUAACAAAACAGACGACUUCACCACUCCCACAGGUGUGCUUUCGGCAAAUACCACGGCGUGGGUGGCAUCCUGGAGUGUUGCUGACGGUGAUCCAUUCUGCCGGCAUGUCUGUAAUGGCAACUGCCCCACGUGCUCAGAACCAGACCGGGCACUUUAUACUGGACCAAAGUACUGUGGUUUGAUGACAGACAGAGGGGGCCCAUUUCACCAGUGUCAUAAGAAAGUGCCAGUGAAGGAGUUUGCCUCAGACUGCCUCUAUGAUGUGUGUCUGAAUGAGGGUCGACAGGAGGUGUUGUGUGAGACCUUGGCUAACUACGUGGCCAAAUGUCAGCAGGCUGGGGUUGUAGUCUCACCGCUGUGGAGAAAGGCCUCCAACUGCCCCCUGGCUUGCCCAUACCACAGCCACUAUGAGCUAUGUGGCACUUCCUGCCCUGCUACCUGUGCCAUUCCCAAUGUCCCCGAGAUCUGUUCCAAAGUCUGUGUAGAAGGCUGCCAGUGCGACAUGGGUUACGUGCUCAGUGGUGAACACUGUGUCAUCAAGGAGACAGGGUGUGGCUGUACACACAAUGACCAUUACUACCUGCCUGAAGAAACCUUUUGGGAGGGCAACAGAUGUCAGAGUAAGUGUGUGUGCGAUGGAGCCACACAGAAGUUGGUGUGUAUGCCUAGGAAGUGCAAGGCUAGUGAGCACUGUGAAGUGGUCAACGGGGUUCAGGACUGCUACCCUUUCAGCUUCAAGACCUGCUCAGCACAGGGGGACCCCCACUUCCGCACCUUUGAUGGGAAGCGCUUCGACUUCCAGGGAAACUGUAUCUACAAGCUGGCGGGGGUCUGCUCCAAAGAUCCCGAUCUGGAGAGCUUUGAGGUGACUCUGGAGAACAACAACAGGGGCAGCACCAGAGUCUCCUACGCCAAGGUGGUGACUGUCAUUGUGUUGGGAAGUAGUUACACCGUCACAGGUGAUUAUCACGGCAAAGUUCUGGUGGACGAUGUCCUGACAUCUCUGCCAUACUACUCCAACAACACUGAGGUUCAGAUCUACAGAAACAGACGUUUUGCUGUACUGGAGACUCAUUUCGGUCUCAAGGUCUCCUUCGACUGGUCCAGCGAGGUGAGGGUGAAGGUCCCGAGCACCUACCACAACGCCAUCUGUGGUCUCUGUGGCAACCUCAAUGACGACCCUGAUGACGACCUGCUUCUGCCCAACGGGAAAAAGCCCAUGAGUCCCAAGGAGUUUGGAAACAGUUACUGGGUAGCUGACGUACCGGGCUGCUCCCACGAGUGCAAAGAUUGUGCCGUUGUAGACAUCCCCCUUAUAAAGCCCAAAUAUGUCAGCGCCUGUGAUGUCAUUGUGGAUAAGAGUGGUCCCCUCAGAGACUGCAUUGGCAGAGUGGACUCUGAUGAGUACAAAGAAGACUGCAUCUAUGACAUGAUCCUCAACAACGGCCUACUGACGGCAGCCUGUGACAUCAUCACCAACUAUGUGGAAGAGUGUCAGGAGAAGGGAGGGAAAAUUGAGGUCUGGAGGAGUAAAGACUUCUGCCACCUCCCCUGUCCAGAGAACAGUGUCUACAGCCUCUCGGCCUCCGGGUGCCCGUCCACAUGCUAUUCCAUGUCCUCCGCCCCAGGAUGCACCACUCCUCCAGGGGAGGGCUGUCAAUGCAAACCUGGUUUCCUGCUGAGCGAUGACAAGUGUGUCCACAUGAAGAACUGUGGCUGUCACCACAAGGGUCGCUACUUUGUGUCCGGCGAGGUCUUCUACAAGGAGAACUGCCACCACCGCUGCAGCUGUAACUCCGGCGAGAUGGCCUGUGAGGUGGCGCCCUGCGGUCCGAAGACCACGUGUGCGGUGGUGAAGGGGGUCAGGGGCUGUUACAUUAUCAGCAGCAAAGAUUCAAACAACCAGUCAUGGAUUGAAAAACUCCUUAACAAAUAUGGAAAACCUGUACAUAUCAAGUUUGGAGGCUAGAACAUUUUAAUGUUCAAAUAAGAUCUCAUGGCUCUAAAAUAUCCUUUAAAAACUUCCCUUUCAUGUCCAGGUUGUAGGCUAAAGCAUUUCAACAUAAAAUAGUCAAAUUACCUUCAAAUUACCUUCUGUAUGUGAUAACAUAUUCUGAACUAUAUAAUGUGGUGAGGGAUUAUGAGUACUCAUGCAUGGAAUUGUUAUUUAACUCUGUAUUUGUUAUAAUCCAAAUAUAAUCUCUGUAUUCAUGUAUCUCUGUCUUUCCUUUAGUCAAGAGAAUUUUCAAUCCCAAUGAUAAUAACUGACAAUCAAUAGCUCUGACCAAUCCCCGAGAUCUGUAAAACCAUGGGUUUAAUAAUAAUUAGUCAAAGGCUCAGUUUAGGCAAAAAGAUAAUACAGUUUAUUCAGAGAAUAUUCUUAAAUCCAUUAUACAAAGUCAUCCACUUUAUAGCUGCGCACAUACUUCCACACAAACAGUAUGUAUCCUACGCACAUACUUCCACACAAACAGUAGGUAUCCUACGCACAUACUUCCACACAAACAGUAGGUAUCCUACGCACAUACUUCCACACAAACAGUAGGUGAGUUUUAUCUCUAUAGUUCUCACCACUGUGUAUCACUGCCCAGCCAACAGUUCCAUUCCCCCGAGAUUAGGGAAACCUUGAGAAGUACUCCCUAUGCUAUCAUAGGUUCCUCAGAAGCCUAGCCAGCUCGGUCCAAACACAGUUUAACACUGGUUUUUUUUCUUCGGCACACACAUACAAGUUCAAAUCCUAAGCUACGCCUUGCUCAGACAGUCUGUGUUUUUCCACUAUACAGAUACAUUGUUUAACCCAAUUCUGACUAAAACUACACACAUCAUCAGAUUAUAAUUUUAUGAUUCUAAUCAAUUUCAUACAUUUAUAAGGUUUCAGAGUGGAAUAAUUGUAUCAUUAUCUUUCAACAUAUACAUUAUUUUAUUACCUUCACAACUUUCAAAAGCCUAAUAAUAAACAUAUUGCAGCUAA